GUUUUACGCGUGUUUUUCCAAUUCAGUUUCUCAGCCAAGGUGUAGCAUAGCCUGUAAUAUAUGUCCUUAAAACGACCAACGCCUCUUGUACACAUGCUGGGUUUCGACAUCACGGGGGGAUAUUUAUAUCUCGGGAUAUGCUGCUCCCCUUGAAAUGCACUUGUCGUUAUCGCGCUUCGGUAUCGCACGAUGACGUCAAGGUUAGUAUAGGGCGUCAUUGCCUGUGCAAUGGUGUGCUAUAUCGACUGAGCAGGCGUCAGAGUCGCCAAUUACUCCAACAUUUUGUAUCUGAACGCGGUGGAAUAUAUAAUUUCUUAGAAACUAGUGCGGUGACUUGAGUUAACGAGUGGUAAUGGCAAGCUUCUCUCCGCUGGUCCUGUCCAUCGCUGCCACCAGCUUUGUGACGUUCCAGUGUCUGUUCCAUUUUGUCAGUCCCUGUGUCUCUGCUCGGUUCUGCCCUGGGUACCGCCAUCUCAGCCCUAAACACACCAUAGAGUGGAACUCCAGAACUGUGUCUACAUUUCACGCCUUGAUAGUGGGCCUUUUUUGUCUCUACAUAUUACUAUUUGAUGAUGCCGUCAAUGAAGACCCAGUCUGGGGAGAUCCGUCACUGGUGAAAAUAAAUGUGGCCAUAACCUGUGGCUACCUCCUAUCAGAUAUGCUGCUCAUAUGUUACUAUUGGCGGGCGAUAGGGGACAAGUUUUUUGUAAUCCACCACCUGGCAGCACUGUAUGCUUACUACUAUGUACUGAGCAUAGGAAUGUUGCCUUAUUUUGCUAACUUCCGUCUGGUCGCAGAGCUUUCCACUCCUUGUGUGAACCAGCGCUGGUUCUUUGAAGUGCUUGGUUACCCAAAGAAAUCAUUACCAAAUAUGGUCAACGGAAUUGCCAUGACGCUAUCCUUCUUCCUGGUGAGGAUAGCGGUCAUGCCGAUGUAUUACAGCCGGAUGUACGCCGUGUACGGGACAGAACCUUUCUACCGGGUGACUUUUGGUGGCCGUUGUGCCUGGAUGGGCCCCAGUUUCUGUCUAGACAUUAUGAACGUCAUGUGGAUGCAUAAAAUGGCCCGCGGCUGCAUUGGCGUCCUGCGCUCUCCCGGAAAGGUAAAAGUGGAAAAGCUACAGAAUGGGAAAGUGCACUGAGGUUGCAAAAGGCUAUGGUGGAGUUAUUUUAUUGUAUGUCUGAUUCAAAUGGUUCAUGGACAUUUUUGGAUCAAAUGGUUCAUGGACUGGAAAUGUCUUGAGACUCCCUAGGAUCCCAUGACCAGCCCUAGGUAAAUUGUGUACCACUAUACUUAUUUGCUCAGAACACUGCCAAUUAAACAAGCUCUACAGUCCUCCAAAAUGAUGGGAGGGGACAUGGUAAAGGCCAUUGGAUUGCGUCUCCUCUUGGUCCUUACAGAUGGAGGAAGUGGAUGGAAACAAACAGACAAUACUCUAAAGCACAGCUCCUCUUGUCUGUUGGACCCUUUGUUUGUAAAUUGUAUAUGUCCACCCAAAGGUGUCUUGUGUGUAUUGCCACAAUUACAUGAACUGACAUGGAAGAGAAUGUUAAAGGAACUCACAUAGUUUUGUAAUGUUUAUGAAGCCAUAUAGAUGGCUCUUGUACAAAUAUCAUGAGAUAUUGUACGAAAAUAAAAUCGUUACUUGAAAUCUGUGUUUUCACCAGCAUUAGGAUGUAAAAGAAGUAUAUUGUCAGACUACUGAAGUCUAUGCUCAGGAGCCUGCUCAUGCAGUAGGCCUAGGAAAUAUUCGUCAUGCACAUAAAGUAUCAGGGUAGAUUUAGACAAACCACAGCAAACAAAUGCCAGAAUGUAUUGUAAUUUUAUCUCUAGAAGUGACCUUACUGAGUGUGAUUCAUGAUAACUGCAAUAAAAGUGCACUUAUGUCUAACCGACACACCCACACUAUAACUUCCCACAAGCAUCUCCACAAGGUUUACAAAUUACAGAUCACACUUCAGAAGUCAAGCUUCAUAAUGUAAUGUGAAAAAUGUAAUUAAAAGGAUACUGCAAGAUUCUGGCAUUUAAUCCCUUUUUCUGGUUACCCAGAGUCUGAUGAACUUGUAUGUCUGCAUGCAGUAUGAAGUUAGAAUAGCAAUGCUACUGUACCUUUAGACUUCCAGUCCUUGUGCUAUCGCUAGUUAACGUUGGCUAGCUAAACUACCGCUAUUUCCAUCAUACUGUGUGCAGAGACAUAAAAAUGGUAUCAACAAGUUCAUCUGACUCCGGGUAAGCAGAACAUGGCCUUAAAUGCAAGAAUCUCGCAUUUUGCCUUUCAGGUUUCCCUGUUGGAUCUCUGGGUGAGAAUAUGCAAGCUAUUUAUUGUGACAUUUACAGCUAUGUUAGUUAUAAUAUUUCAUUUAAAAAGAUAUAUUUUAAUAAUGUACUCUUUGAGUUAGUUGAAGUGAGUGAUUUAUUAACUUAAUUUUCAUACUUGCUUUGAUUGUCUUCAGACGACAACACUUGUCUGCUGCUGCUCUCUUGUGGAGACAAUGCGGAACUGCAAACAUCCCCUCAAAAGGAGGAUACAGUGGUCAAUGAGUUUUGAGGAAUAUUAAUAAAACAAUUAUUGAU
Molecule: messenger RNA, 2574 nt
Organism: Salvelinus namaycush (lake trout)
Lineage: Eukaryota; Metazoa; Chordata; Actinopteri; Salmoniformes; Salmonidae
Product: TLC domain-containing protein 4-B-like
Exons: 7
Coding region: 353-1141 (262 amino acids)
Biological process (GO): lipid homeostasis
Cellular component (GO): endoplasmic reticulum; membrane
Source: RefSeq, a predicted model, not a curated record